Molecule: messenger RNA, 417 nt
Organism: Suillus discolor
Lineage: Eukaryota; Fungi; Basidiomycota; Agaricomycetes; Boletales; Suillaceae
Exons: 3
Coding region: 1-417 (138 amino acids)
Source: RefSeq, a predicted model, not a curated record
AUGUCGUCCAACUGUGACGCCCUCGACAACGACUCCUGCUCCAGCGACUUCGAAGAUGGGAUUGAGACAAUCUCGGCGAACGCCAACUUGUUCGAGAAUCACUCAAAAAGGCACCUGAAUGUGCUCGAAAUGUUCAAACAACCUCCAAGGGGCCAAGAUGGUGGUCUUAAAGACACUGGUGAAUCUCAUAGAAAGCAGAAAAGUUCUGGAGAUGACAACACUCCACGCAACUUCGGCCAUGACAUGAGUUAUAGGCAAGCAACAUCAUUACCUGUCAUUGAACUUCCACCCAAGAAACGUAGGAAGAUCGGAAGAAGUUUUGUGUUGUGUGAAGAGGAAUUGCUGGAGCAGGUCAUGCAGGAAGUUGCGGGAGUGCAUAAGGCUAUGAGCAGGAUAGAAGCAAUCUUCAACAGGUAG